CCCGACGGGACAGGAGAUGGCGGAGACUUGGUGCUGGCUCUGGGUGUUGUUCUGCGUCGCAUCCUGGUCCUUGGUAUCAGGCCAGACCAAAGAGGAGAUCCAAGUUCCUGAGAAUCAGUCGGUCAACCUGCCAUGUAAAGCCAAAGCCGGGGUGGGUACACCAUCGCGCCUGGAGUGGAAAUUUCAGGGUUCCAGUGGCACAGCGUUUGUGUACUAUGAAGGCCAGCUGACAGAAAGCUACAAGAACCGUGCUGACUUCCAUCCCAAUGAGCUUUAUCUCAAGUCGGUCACCCGCAAAGAUACGGGGCAAUACACCUGUCAGGUUGUUGGCGACAUCAACAGCGGGCUUAGGGAAAACACAAUCGACCUUGUUGUCCAAGUUCCGCCCUCCAAACCCAAGGCUCACGUGCCCUCCUCUGUAACCAUCGGUAACAGAGCAGUCCUAACUUGCCUGGAGACGGACGGUUCCCCACGGCCCACCUUCAAGUGGUACAGGAAUGACAUCCUCAUGCCCGUGGACCCCAAAACCAACACCCUCUUCAAGAAUUCCUCCUACACACUCGACUCCAGUACGGGGGUGCUGACGUUUGAACCGGCGACUUCCUUUGAUGUUGGCGACUACGCUUGCGAGGCGGAUAACAGCAUUGGGGCUUCCCAGAAGUCUGAAGCUGUCCACUUGGAGCCCAGUGAGGUCAACGUGGGCGGCAUCGUGGCAGCUGUGGUGUUGCUUCUGAUUGUCUUUGGGCUCGCAGCCUUUGGCAUCUGGUUCGCCUACAGCCGGGGAUUCUUCAGUAAAAGAAGAGACACCAGCAGCAAGAAGGUCAUUUACAGCCAGCCUUCCAGCCGGAGCGAUGGUGAAUUUAAACAGACGUCGUCCUUCUUGGUCUGAUCUCUGCCCUGGGCCUGUCUUGAGGCGUGUAUUAAGUCCAACCUCCUUGACCUGUUGUAAAUGUUCUUUUACGAAUCCUUGUAAUUAAGUAUGAUUGUUUUAACCUGUUUUUAUAAUGUAAGAGUACUUUUACAAUUUUUCUCACCCCCCCUUUUUACCUUAAUUUAAAGGACUGCCUUAGAGAGUUUAAUUUUUUAAGGCAAUAGUUCAUAAUCCUGUGGGAGACCAGAGUUUCCAGGCAAGCUGAAUUGCUAAGCGUUGCCCCCCUCCGAAGUAUUCACUUGGCCCCUGUAAAUUGCUCAGCUGGCUUUGAGAUGGGUAGGGGGUGGGGAUAAUGGCACACAGCUGUCCUGGGUGGGCUAGAGGAGGAUGGUAGUUGAGAAGUCAUUUGUUAAGUUGCUUGGACCACCCGCCCCCCCUCCCCACACACUCCCUUUCUUGCAAAGGAGAGAAAUGAUUUACUGGAAAGCAACUGGUGGAAUUGCUACAUUGGUAGAUGAUGAAAUGGUCAUAUCUAUAUGGGUUCUUUCUGCAAGGGGGCAGCCUACGGUCACCUAAGAAAGUCCCACUUAAGGCUAUUUAGGCUAUCAGAAAAGGUAACACGUUACCCUGGAAGCCCACACUCUCCCGUUCGGUGAAACCAGUGGCAUGCCGAAUUCUGAGUUUGGAUCGUGGCCUUAUUGUAAAGUUUUAAAACCAAGAAGCAAAACAAGAAAUAAAUUAUUAGGACAUUUUAAAACAUGAGAUUGCUACCAAAUGUGUGCCUUGUAUAAAUAUUGUUUGACAUCCAUGUGUAAUUUUAUCU
Messenger RNA from Gekko japonicus, 1694 nucleotides. It is a transcript of the gene F11R, whose product is annotated as F11 receptor. The coding region runs from base 17 to 889 and encodes 290 amino acids. The record is from RefSeq and is a predicted model, not a curated record. NCBI's taxonomy places the organism in Eukaryota, Metazoa, Chordata, Lepidosauria, Squamata, Gekkonidae. Gene Ontology annotation, biological process: intestinal absorption; regulation of membrane permeability; establishment of endothelial intestinal barrier. The transcript is spliced from 10 exons. Gene Ontology annotation, cellular component: bicellular tight junction.